AAGUUAAAGUUAAAAAAUCAUCAUAUAAUAAUCCAGAAAUUGCAAUACAAACGAAAAAGGGAGGUUUGUGAUGAUUUUUCAAUCUUUUCUACUAGGUAAUCUAGUAUCCUUAGGCAUGAAGAUAAUCAAUUCGGUCGUUGUGGUCGGACUCUAUUAUGGAUUUCUGACCACAUUCUCCAUAGGGCCCUCUUAUCUCUUCCUUCUCCGAUCUCAGGUUAUGGAAGAAGGAGAAGAAGGAACCGAGAAGAAGGUAUCAGCAACAACUGGUUUUAUUAUGGGACAGCUCAUGAUGUUCAUAUCGAUCUAUUAUACGCCUCUGCAUCUAGCAUUGGGUAGACCUCAUACAAUAACUGUCCUAGCUCUACCCUAUCUUUUGUUUCAUUUCUUCUGGAACAAUCACAAACACUUUUUUGAUUAUGGAUCUACUAGCAGAAAUUCAAUGCGUAAUCUCAGCAUUCAAUGUGUAUUCCUGAAUAAUCUCAUUUUUCAAUUAUUCAACUAUUUCAUUUUACCAAGUUCAACGUUAGCCAGAUUAGUCAACAUUUAUAUGUUUCGAUGCAACAACAAGAUGUUAUUUGUAACAAGUAGUUUUGUUGGUUGGUUAAUUGGUCACAUUUUAUUCAUGAAAUGGGUUGGAUUGGUAUUAGUCUGGAUACAGCAAAAUCAUUCUAUUCGAUCUAAUAAGUACCUUGUGUCAGAAUUGAGAAAUUCUAUGGCUCGAAUCUUUAGUAUUCUCUUCUUUAUUACCUGUGUCUACUAUUUAGGCAGAAUGCCGUCACCUAUUUUUACUAAAAAACUGAAAGAAACCCCAGAAACGAAAGAAAGUGAGGAAGAAACAGAACAGGAAGAAGAGGGAUUCACCGAAGAAGAUCCUUCUCCUUCCCUUUUUUCGGAAGAAAAGGAGGAUCCGGACAAAAUCCAAAUCGAUGAAAUGGAAAAGAUCCGAGUGAAUGGAAAGGACAAAACAAAGGAUGAAUUCCACUUGCACUUAAAAGAAGCAUGCUAUAAAAAUAGCCCAACUUCGUUAGAAAUACUUAAAGAAGAAAAGAAAAACUUCUUCGGGUUUGAAAAAUCCCUUCUUUUUCUUCUUUUCGACUAUAAACGUUGGAAUCGUCCAACGCGAUAUAUAAAAAACAAUCGAUUUGAAAAUGCGGUAAGAAAUGAAAUGUCACAAUAUUUUUUUUAUACAUGUCAAAAUGAUGGAAAACAAAGAAUUUCUUUUACAUAUCCACCCAGUUUAUCAAUUUUCUGGGAAAUGAUACAAAGAAAGAUUUCUUUGGAUACAACAGAAAAAUUCUUAUAUGAUGAUGAACUAUCCAAUAAUUGGAUUUCUACAAAUGAACAAAAAAGAAACAGUUUAAGCAAUGAAUUAAAUAAUAGAAUUACGGUUCUAGACAAAGACAUUUUUUAUAUAGAUGUACUCGAUAAAAAAACAAGAUUAUGCUUAGAAAACAAAAUAGUAAAUUAA
This is a messenger RNA of Amaranthus tricolor (Joseph's coat), 1468 nucleotides long. RefSeq names its product protein TIC 214-like. The transcript has a single exon. Bases 71 to 1468 code for a protein of 465 amino acids. The record is from RefSeq and is a predicted model, not a curated record. Lineage: Eukaryota; Viridiplantae; Streptophyta; Magnoliopsida; Caryophyllales; Amaranthaceae. Gene Ontology annotation, cellular component: membrane.